Messenger RNA from Mycotypha africana, 588 nucleotides. RefSeq lists its product as uncharacterized. The coding region runs from base 181 to 588 and encodes 135 amino acids. The transcript has 2 exons. The record is from RefSeq and is a predicted model, not a curated record. Lineage: Eukaryota; Fungi; Mucoromycota; Mucoromycetes; Mucorales; Mycotyphaceae.
UUCAAGAUCAGCAAAUACGAAAAUGAAGCAUGAAGGAGUAUUAUCAUUUGACAGGGACUACCAGCCUCUCCAAAAAAAAAUGUAAAAAAAAGAAGUGAAGGUAUAAAUCAAGUUGAAAGCGAUAUCCCCUUCCUUAGGACCUCCAGUUUGUCAAAACAUCAUGAUUAUGUCUCAUACAUCAUGUCAAAUAUCGAUACUCUUUUGGAGUUCUACGGGUCAAGUGGCGCUAAAGAUCGUUUUACGCUGUAUCAAGGUAAGCAAAGGGUCAUUCAGCCGAUGGUUAAUAUGUUGACGCACGGUGCUUCAAAAUAUGAUCGGUCAAGACGAAAUCGUAUAAUGAGGAAGAAAAAAAGGAGAAAGAAGUGGAAGAAGAAUACCAGAAAGAAGAAGGAACAUGAUAUUCUGACCGAAAAGAAAAGGAAGCAAAGUCCCUUCGUACAACCCAUGGACAAGGUUCCGCUGGUUGUUUUUGGGGCUGGUAUGUUUGGGAAGGAUAAUGUGAAGCUCAAAGGUUUAAGGUGUGGUGUUGUUGGCAGAUUAUUUAAAGCACUGAAAAGACGUGAAGCUGAAGGUGGCUUGAUUAUUUAA